CGCAAUACCACCCACAUCACCACUCUCUCUGCAUACACUCCACCUACGCCAAGACUCGGUCAUCAUGUCGACAACCGCUACUGCUGCGGCUACCGCAGACAAAGACAAGGCCAACCCCCCACCAACAGUAGACCUCUCUACCCUCCCCACAUCCGCCCUCACAUCCUACGUAGAGUACUAUUCCCUCGCUCCCAAUUAUCCACCAGCGCGUCCAGCGCGCGCUCGUUCUUCCACUCCAUCAGACUUCUACGAUGAGGAGGACGAGGCUGAAGACGAUGACGCAGCCGCAGGCGAAGAAGGAGCGGACGAUGAGACAGGACAAGGAGAGGGCGCCGAGGACCAACGAACAGAGGAGGAGAUCCUUGCCGAGGCAUCCGGAAAGCGUAGAGCAGCCUUAGCAUCUGCCGCAGCUACAUCAACGUCCUACUCCGGUAAAGCCUCCGACCGCUUUCGCGCUCGUUCCCCACCGGCGACGACGACUCCCGGUGGCCCCUCCGCGGGCAAGAAGCGCUCCCACGCCGACGCAGAGGACGGCGAGGAUGUCCCGAGGGAAAGGGAAGGGGAGCCCUGUCCUGACGACUUCUUUGACGAGGAAGACGCCAAGAGUUAUUUGGCGGGGCUUGCACAGAAGCACUUCGCUGCACAGCAGGCCCCGAAGGAAGGCGAGGUGGUUGUUGGGUUCCUGUAUAGGUGUAGGACUAAGGACAAGUGCCUCAAGAUCGCGUAGACGAUGGGAGAUCGUGGACUCGCCUGACCUCACCUCCCUUGACACCAACGGCCAGGAAAUGAUUGUCUAGCAUGUAUUUGUAUCGCUGCUUUCGACCUCCAAUACCAACGCCCCUUACCACACACAAAGCUCUCUUGGUCGCUGAAGUCCUUCCGCGGUGCUGUUGCCGCCUCGAGCUGUCCUCGAAGCCCUUCUUCAACCCCGGGCGCCAGGAGACCACAAGCGCAUCACGCCAGCAGUCGCCUAGAAUCUCUAACCAGAAUCAGACGCACGAUGACCUGCUCACUCGUAAUCGCUAUGAUCGUGAG
This is a messenger RNA of Jaminaea rosea, 1035 nucleotides long. RefSeq lists its product as hypothetical. NCBI's taxonomy places the organism in Eukaryota, Fungi, Basidiomycota, Exobasidiomycetes, Microstromatales. Bases 65 to 727 code for a protein of 220 amino acids. The record is from RefSeq and is a predicted model, not a curated record. The transcript is spliced from 3 exons.